This is a messenger RNA of Amblyraja radiata (thorny skate), 1566 nucleotides long. It is a transcript of the gene pnmt, whose product is annotated as phenylethanolamine N-methyltransferase. Lineage: Eukaryota; Metazoa; Chordata; Chondrichthyes; Rajiformes; Rajidae. The record is from RefSeq and is a predicted model, not a curated record. The transcript is spliced from 3 exons. Gene Ontology annotation, cellular component: cytosol. The coding region runs from base 103 to 882 and encodes 259 amino acids. Gene Ontology annotation, molecular function: phenylethanolamine N-methyltransferase activity.
CGGCCUAGUGGGUAACCAGUGGUCACUCUGCUGCGCCCCUGGUCAGUGCAGUGCAGUGGUCACUGUAGAUUCUCUGGGCAGUGCCAGCGUGCCACGGUGAGGAUGGCACAGGGUGCUGACGGGUACCAACUCUUCAACCCUCGGGCUUACCUACAGAACAACUACACGUCGCCCAGGGCAAACUUUCAGCGAGAGGACAGCGUUGUGCCAUGGAAACUUCGUUGCUUCGCAGCCUCGUUCUCCACAGGGGAGAUCCGAGGGGAUACGCUGCUGGACAUCGGCUCCGGACCCACCUUCUACCAGGUGAUCAGCGCCUGUGACUGGUUCGGCUCCGUCAUCAUGUCUGACUAUCUGGAGGUGAACCGGGAGGAGCUGCGGCGCUGGUUGCGCGGGGAGCUCGGUGCCUUCGACUGGAGCCCCUUCAUCAAGUACGUGUGUGGCCUGGAGGGCAAGAGGGACCAGUGGCAGGCCAUGCAGCAGCGGAUGAGGGAUAGGAUUAAGGAGGUGUACCACUGCGACAUCACGCAGUUGCAGCCGCUGCAGCCGCGACUGCUGGAGCCGGUGGAUGCCAUCACCACCACCUUCUGUCUGGAGUCGGUGUGCCGGGAUAAGGAGGCGCUGCAGCAGGCUCUGGCCAACAUCACGUCGUUGCUGAGAUCCGGCGGCUCGCUGCUGAUGGUCGGCGCGCUGGGCGAGUCCUACUACCUGGCGGGCGAGGCCAAGCUCCCCGUGGUCCCGCUCGAUGAGGCGUAUGUGCGGGAGGCGGUGGGCAACGCCGGCUACAACAUCCGCGUCUUCAAGACCUACAACAUGCCGCCCGAGCUACAGACCGGCGUGGACGAUGUGAGCGGCGUCUUUUACCUCCAGGCUCAGAAGCUGUGAGCGGCGCUACCCUCCCUCCCCUUCACAAUGCAGGGAAAUAGUAUAUACUCCCCUUAGGCCACUCUGCCCAUCCCCUGCCUGCAAUCCCAUCUGUCUCCUCCCCCUUUCCUAUGUUCCCUCCAAACCUGCAGUCUGCUCACGUAUAGGCUUUUGACUGGAUAGCAAAUGCUUCCCACUGUACCUCGGCGCACGUAACCCUCUGCUCCCCCCUCCUCCCCGGUCGGGGCGCAUCAGGGAGCGCCCGGGGUCUGGCACACUGUAGGCAACUUUGUUUAUUGUAUCUAUGUGUCCAUGCGCUUACUGCCGAGCCACACGGAGCGCAUUACUGACCCAGCCCGGACGGGGAAAGGCUCAGCCGCCGCUCCUGAUCCGCGCCGCAGCCGCCAGCGUCUCCCGGUCUUUAUUGUUUCAACGCCACGGCCCGGAAACUAAACCCUCCCCUCCUCGUAACUGCACCACCCGUGUAGUGGAGGGAUGGCCCUGCACCCCGGCGCGCUGUCCAGCUGUUCCAGCUGUGUGUAAUUGCAACGUGUUGUGACUUUGUGCAAUGUGGGCAGCUGUGUCCAGCUGUGCUGUGUCCGGCCUUGCUCAAUGCGCUGCUUACAAAGCUUCACCCGCCUCGCGUGUGUGUGUGAACAAGACAUGGUGUGAGGUUGUACAGAAUAAAGGCAGAGUUAAAACUCA